CAUGUAGCGCGUUGGCCUUCAAAAGUUCCCGUGGGGCGGUGGCUCCUUGGCACAUAUAUAUUCUUCAUACCUUCAGAUCCUUUGAUUCAUCUGAUCAGCCCACUCCAGCGCCUCGAUUCCCAGCACUCGAACUCCACCAUGGAUUCCCCGCAGAGCCUGGCCGAGGUUUUACCAGUCUGGUAUAUUGGAGAGCACAACACCAAAAGGCUCCAUCCUGUGACCGACGAGCUUUUAAAUCAUGUCCAAGAUCUUGGAUAUGAUAUGCUCACUACCACCAUCACGAACUCACACUUCCAAACCCGGGUUUUGAGCUUAUUACGGUCGUACAAUCAAGCUGUUGAGGAGGAUUCUAGCUCCUCUCAAGUGCAAGCUCUUCCUUUGAUCCCUGCCUUGGAGGAUGCCGAUACCCCACUUACUCCAAGCGACACGAUCACUCAGUAUGUUUACUAUACCAGUUCCUGGAUUGACUUGGGAUCCCCCGACCCUGUGAUUGCCCAUCUAUCUAGACAGGUCUUCAUUAGGGAGAUCGCAUAUGCUGGCUUUCUAAACGCAUCCACUGUCGUUAUUCCAGGACCCCGCUUAUCAAAUGGUUCAAACGGAAUUUCUCAAUAUGCUCGUGCUGUCAAAGAGGCUUUGUCUGCUGGAAGCUACCUUCACCUCCACGUAUUGAUGCCCAUGGAUGGGUCCAAAAUUGACAGUGAUGAUGAAGAUGUAGGCGAUCUCGCACGAUUCGCUCGACCAGAAUACAUCACAGAGGCCCAGAAGCCGAAGAGUCCGGAUCCGUACAGCACCUGGGAUGCGUGGAACACGAUCAGAACUAUCUGUAAAUAUCACAGUAGACUCUCAGUUGCUCUCGAUCUCCCCCGACGGCUUCCGUCAUCAGCACUCCAGUCACGUUGGUAUUCUGAGCCUCUACGCAUUCUUAACAUCCCUGCAUCCUCGUUUUUGGUCAACACUCGAGGAUCUUUCGUUUUGUCUAAAUCUCAUCAACUUUUCAUCUUCCGCUGCCUCCGCUUGAAGUCGCCUCCAUGGAUACUUCUUGCUGACAUAGGCUCCAUACCGGGUGUUGAUGACCCGGAUAUGAUCAUGUCGUAUUCUACCGGACAUCUAUCCCCAGAGGUCGCUGCUGAUGCCCCUAGUCCGGGCGCGUCUCAAUCGGCCUCCCCGACACCCGCUGAAGCUGCUCAAAUGGCUAGUAAAUCGAGCAAGAAGAGCGCUUUCAACGACCCUACUCCUCACCUGAGUUAUCUGCGAUUUCUGCAGCGCAAUCAACCCGCCAAGACGCAGCUUGAACGCUUUGGUGGCGGCUUUCAGGACUAUCUACAGAGCCCUCUGCAGCCGUUGACGGACAACCUGGAGUCCAUCACCUACGAGGUGUUUGAAAAAGAUCCUAUCAAGUACGCAUGGUAUGAACAGGCCGUAGCCCAGGCUUUGCGAGACUGGAAAGCUCUACAGAAGACGACAAGCUCCGAGGAUGGUGCCGUUGUCAUAGCUGUGGUUGGCUCAGGUCGCGGACCGCUCGUCACUCGUGCGCUCAAUGCAAGCGAGAGUACCGGUAUUCCGGUUCGUGUGUACGCCAUCGAAAAGAAUCCCAACGCCUAUGUUUUGCUCUGCCGCCACAAUAAAGAGACUUGGGGUGGUCGUGUAACGGUGGUCAAGACCGAUAUGCGUGCAUGGAAAGGUCCGACGCAAUCCGACGGCACUUUUGGGAAGGUAGAUAUAUUGGUCAGCGAACUUCUCGGAAGUUUUGCAGACAAUGAACUCUCGCCUGAAUGCCUCGACGGUGUGCAACAUGUUCUCAAUCCUAACCAUGGAAUCUCGAUUCCCUCGAGUUAUACGGCGCAUUUCACACCACUAGCAACACCUAGGAUCUGGUCGGAUCUGUACUCGAGAAGCACAAGUGUGGACCCCACUGCUUUCGAAAUCCCUUGGGUGGUUAUGCUUUCCCAGUUUGACUACCUUUCAUUCGAACCAGGUCAGCCAGAGGUUCCCCUCCAGCUUUCCAAUGGCACGAAAAUGAGCCACUUCAAUCUCGAACCGCCUCUCGCUCCUGUUGUCCACACGGCUUGGGAGUUCUCGCACCCAUUACCUCCUUCGGUUCUAGCUCAAUCAUCGCUACGUCGUGGUGGUUCUGCGGUAGGCGGAAGCGGCGGGUUUACCGGAGGAGAUGGGGCCAACGAGCACAACUAUCGCUUUUGCAAUAUCAAAUUUGACAUCCAGGAACAGGGCAUAUGCCACGGCCUGGGUGGCUACUUCGAAACCGUCCUGUAUAGCGGGACAGAGGGACCUAUAGAACUCAGCACUAACCCGGUCACCAUGGAUCAAAAGAGCAAGGACAUGAUAUCAUGGUUUCCCAUCUUCUUCCCACUCAAGACACCCAUGCACCUCCCUUCGCGGUCUGAGAUUGAAGUCAGUAUGUGGAGACACACUGACGAUCGGAGAGUAUGGUAUGAGUGGCUAGUCGAAAGUUUCAUGACUGUGAACGGGCAAAGGAUACGUCUAGGCGUCUCAGACUUGCACUCCAGCAAGAGCAACGGCUGCUUGAUCACCCAAGCUCAAGCUCCCCACCACACCCAUCCCAUCCGACCUCAUCCGACUUCAUCGCAAUCCCACACCCCUCAAUCCCCUAAACAAUCCGAUAAGUGCACCAUGCCCGUUCCCUUCUGGACAAUUGGCUGCCUCUACGGCGCGACCUCCGUCGCCAUCGGCGCAUUCGGUGCCCACGGCCUCAAAUCACGCAUAGCAGACCCCUCGCGCCUCGCAAACUGGAGCACAGCAUCGCAGUACCAGUUAAUGCACUCCCUCGCGCUAACCCUCACUACCGUUGCCGCACCCACCAAUACCCUCGCCAUGGGCCUCUUCACCGCUGGCAUGACGAUGUUCUCGGGUAGUAUCUAUUUGCUGGUACUUGAUCCGCAGAGGUUCAAGGCGCUUGGGCCGGUUACACCGCUUGGUGGGGUUUGCUUGAUUGGGGGAUGGAUUGCGCUUGCUGUGGGGAGGAGGGGGGCGAUUGCGCCGCCGAAGUUUAGGUAG
Periconia digitata is the source of this 3033-nucleotide messenger RNA. NCBI's taxonomy places the organism in Eukaryota, Fungi, Ascomycota, Dothideomycetes, Pleosporales, Periconiaceae. The record is from the annotation of a GenBank genome assembly.